CUCUGCUUCCCGUGCUGUGAUUGGUCCAAACGUAUAUAUCAUGAGGCAGUUCCAAUGUCGAAUCUCAUUCGUCAGAGGUCACGCCAACCGAACAUGCUCGGAUGGCCCCAUGUAGGGAUGCCCAGACCUAUUACUUCCAUUUGCGCUAUGAACAUGCCACCAGUCGUGAUCCACUUGGAAAUGAUCAAAAGGGCAGCCGCCGCGAACGUACUCUCGACCAAGAAAUCCAUCAGACGUCAUCAAAGCAAGGUCAACCAGCGCCGAUACCGGCAGGAACAAACGCACGUGACUGACCAACUCAAUCAAUCCGUGAGUCAGUUGCGAGCGGACGUGGCUCGUAUGGAAGGAAGCUUAGACGCCCUGCGACUGGCGAUUCCCCCAAGCCUUCAAACGUUGGACCUCGAGUGUCGCAUCGGCAACGAGUACUUUCGUGUGUUCGCCAACGGGAACUUCCUCGACCCAUCGACCACCGAGCACGCCUUCCAAACCGACUUUUUAACCAAUGUCAUGCGGGAAGACCUGGUGAUAAUGGGCAGUGUCGGCCGCGAGAAGCUGAUUCAGCAGUGGACAUUGUACAUGACAACGUUUGAAGCGUUUUCCAUGGAUCUCCACACCUUACAUGUGGCGAUACGGUCCCCAAAUGUAGUUUUGUACACCGAGUCGACGCUUCACCUGCGUUUGUCCUACCAUUCGGUCCAAUUGCUCUUCCCCCACCUCCACGACAAGGAGCCCCUCGUUCAAAACAUGGUUGGCCGUACGUUGCAUUUGCCUGUGCAAGUGCACUUUGCCUUUGACAAGAAUCGCAUUGUCCAAGUGCUUGGAACGUUUGCAAACACCACCCAUGCACUGGUCAACGUCGUGGGCAAUGCUAUCGACACGGUGGCGGUCCUUGGGGACUUUCAAAUGUCGGAAGAAGCAGAACUUUUGGUAACCUAGUGUCGUAGCGUUGCUUGUAACAACCACAAAGAUAAUGCAGAGUGAUUGAUUUCGCA
Messenger RNA from Aphanomyces astaci, 992 nucleotides. RefSeq lists its product as hypothetical. Lineage: Eukaryota; Oomycota; Saprolegniomycetes; Saprolegniales; Verrucalvaceae. Bases 55 to 936 code for a protein of 293 amino acids. The transcript has a single exon. The record is from RefSeq and is a predicted model, not a curated record.